Molecule: messenger RNA, 3078 nt
Organism: Saitoella complicata NRRL Y-17804
Lineage: Eukaryota; Fungi; Ascomycota; Saitoellomycetes; Saitoellales; Saitoellaceae
Exons: 1
Coding region: 1-3078 (1025 amino acids)
Biological process (GO): protein processing
Cellular component (GO): mitochondrial matrix
Molecular function (GO): metal ion binding
Source: RefSeq, a predicted model, not a curated record
AUGUUGUCGAGCAUUGCCCGGCCCUCGCAACUGCGAAUUGCGCCUGCUCUAAGAAGAAGCCCGUUGCUCGGCCGGAUGUACUCCAUCGUCGUCGAUGCGGGAAAGUACCAGCCCGGCCAGAAGCUCUCCGGCUUUACCGUCGCUCGCAGCCAGGUUGUUCCCGAGCUGGAGCUUACCGCCACUCAGCUGAUCCACGAUCGCACUGGAGCGGAACAUCUCCAUAUCUCCAGAGAUGAUCAAAAUAAUGUCUUUGCUGUUGGAUUCGAGACUCCACCGACGGACAGUACUGGUGUUCCUCAUAUUCUUGAGCACACCACACUCUGCGGUAGUGAGAAGUACCCUGUGAGAGAUCCGUUCUUCCAGAUGCUUCCUAGAUCAUUGCAGAACUUUAUGAAUGCGUUCACGGCAGCCGACUACACUUUCUAUCCGUUCGCGACUACUAAUAAGGUUGACUAUGAAAACUUGAGGGAUGUCUACAUGGAUGCAACUUUCUUCCCGAAGCUGCGCAAGCUGGACUUCCUGCAAGAGGGAUGGAGAUUGGAGCAUGAGGACCCUAAGGACACAUCGACUCCUAUUACAUUCAAGGGUGUCGUCUACAACGAGAUGAAGGGACAAAUGUCGGAUGCGUCAUACUUGUUCUACGUUCGCUACCAGCAACAUAUGUUUCCGGGCACAUGCUACUCUCACGACAGUGGAGGCAACCCAAUGAACAUCACUGACCUCACCUAUGAGCAAUUGAAGGCCUUCCACAAGAAGCACUACCAUCCUUCCAAUGCCAAGUUUUUCACUUAUGGCAACUUCCCUUUGGAAGACCAUGCUGAGAAGAUCAAUGCCAAGUUGGAGCCCUUUGUGAAGGAUGCUCCAGAGAAGAGUUUGAAGGAUAUCGUUGGGUUUGAUUCACCCAAGGCUGUUACUCUCCCGUGUCCCGUCGACCCUCUUGCGGAUCCCACUCGACAAUUGAAGACAUCCUUGUCAUAUCUUGCAAAUGAAGCUAGCGAUGUCUUUACUACCUUUUCAUUGCGUGUUUUGUCUAAUUUGCUUCUGGAUGGCCAUUCUUCUCCUCUGUAUCAAGCCUUGAUCGACACUAAUGUCGGUAGCGAAUGGUCACCGAACACGGGUUACGACCCGUCGGCGAAGACCACGGUGUUCUCGAUUGGAUUGCAGGGAGUGAAGGAGGGCGGAGUUAUAGGGUUUCAGGAAACUGUAGAGAGAGUGCUGAAGGAAGUUGUUGCGAAGGGGUUUGAGCAGAAGCGUGUAGAUGCCGUCUUGCACCAGAUGGAAUUGAGCUUGAAGCACAAGACUGCGACUUUCGGUAUGUCGGUGUUGCAGAGCAUGACCAGUGGAUUUUUCAAUGGUGUUGAUCCUAUGGACAUGCUUGAAUGGAAUAAGACUGUUGACAGGUUCAAGGAGGAGCUCGCAAAGGGCAGGUACUUGGAGGGUUUGGUUGAGAAGUACUUGCUUGGAAACCAGAGGCGCUUGGCAUUCACCAUGGAACCCAGCAAGACCUUCACGGAAGAUUUGGCGAAGGAAGAAGUUGAGCGAUUGAAGGGGAAGGUGGACAAGUUGACCGAGGAAGACAAGAAGCGCAUUCAAGAGGAGGGUCUUGCAUUGUUGAAGAAUCAGGAAGAAAAGGGUGAUCCAUCGUGCUUGCCGACGCUGCAUGUGAGCGACAUCGCCAAGGAAGGGCCAAAGACCCCGCUUGAGUAUGCUAGCGUGGAAAACGUUCCGGUGCAGAUUCGUGCCGCUUCGACUAAUGGUCUUACCUAUUUCCGUGCGGUCAGCUCUCUAAAUGAUUUGCCGGAUGAGCUCAAGUUGUACUUGCCGCUCUUUGCUGACUGCUUGAGCAACCUCGGUACGAAGACCAGGACCAUGGCUGAGUUGGAUGAUGAAAUCAUGCUAAGGACUGGCGGUUUGCGCGCAAGCACGAUGGUGUCCACUGGUCAUUCUGACCUGAAUCAGGUCGAGGAAGGUCUCGCGCUGUCGGGUUACAGUUUGGACGGUAACGUGCAGCGCAUGUUUGAGCUGUUCAGGCAAUUACUGUUGGAGACCAACUUUGACAACGUCGAUAAGCUGAAGAGCUUGAUUCGUGGUAAUGCAAGCGGUAUUGUAAACAGUAUUGCGGACAGUGGACACGCUUUUGCUAGGACUUACGCCGCGAGCAUGAUUUCGCCUAGUGCAAGAUCCAGUGAGAUCUUCGGUGGAAUGACGCAGAUGAAGUUGAUCAGUCAGCUUGCUACGAUAGAGGACUUGAGCGAGGUUAUCGCCAAGUUGAAGGCGAUUGCUCAGAUUGCCUUCUCUAGGUCCAGCAUGAGGGUCGCUCUGACUUGUGGCCAGGAGUCCCUGGAUACGAACGAGCAGCUGUUAGGCGAGUUCCUGCGGGGCUUCCCUCAGCACCCUGCUCUUCGCAAUGCCGCAGAGGUUACCCCGCAUGGACUGCCUUCCAAAGCUUACUUCCCCUUGCCCUACUCUGUGACUUAUUCAGGUGUUGCUGUGAAGGGUGUACCCUAUACUCACCCUGAUGGUGCGCCGCUGCAGAUCUUGUCUUCACUGCUUACUCACAGACACCUCCACCGCGAAAUUCGCGAGAAGGGUGGUGCCUACGGCGGUGGUGCUACGUACAAUGGCCUUGGCGGGAUCUUUAGUUACUACUCUUACCGUGACCCCAACGCUGAAAGAACAUUGAAGACUUUCACGGAGAGCGGAGAAUGGGCUCGUGACCACGAGUGGUCUGAACGUGAUUUGGAGGAGGCCAAGUUGAGUGUCUUCCAGAAAAUUGACGCACCCAUAAGUGUCAGUCAGGAGGGUAUGGCCAGCUUCUUGGAGGGCGUGAAUGAUCAGCAGAGACAGCUUCGCAGAGAGCGUCUGCUUGCUGUGGACAUCCCUUCCAUUAGGGACGUUGCUGAGCGCUACCUCGUAAAUGCUUUCAAGAGCGGACAGUCCAGCACUGCAGUGUUGGGUGAGAAGAAGGAAUUUGCUACUAAGGAGAACGGCUGGGAGCUGUUCAACUGGGGUGCAGAAGCGGCUGAGAAGGUCCAGCACCAGGCCGAGGAGCCCGCUGCCGUGGUUAUCGAGUCUUGA